GUGGGGCGGAGCGGCAGCCGCAGACCCACGCCGUAAACAGACAACAUGGCGGUUGCGGCCCCCGGGGCUUGGCGUGCCCUGCAGGCCGGCCGUGCCCGCCUGGUGGCUGCUUGCCGCGCAUGGCUCGGCCCAGGGUGGAGGCUGUCCGGCUCGUGGGCGGGUCGGCGGGAGGGUCCGGCGGUCUGGGCCGGGGGUCCUGCCCAGAGGAGGGGAUACAGCUCUGAGGCGAAGACGGAGGACGAGCUGCGGGUGCGGCACCUGGAGGAGGAGGACCGAGGAAUUGUGGUGCUUGGAAUAAACAGAGCUUAUGGCAAAAAUUCACUUAGUAAAAAUCUUAUAAAAAUGUUAUCAAAAGCUGUGGAUGCCUUAAAAUCUGAUAAGAAAGUUCGGACUAUAAUAAUCAGGAGUGAAGUCCCAGGGAUAUUCUGUGCUGGUGCUGAUCUUAAAGAAAGAGCCAAAAUGCAUUCCAGUGAAGUUGGUCCUUUUGUCUCCAAAAUAAGAGCGGUGAUUAAUGACAUAGCUAAUCUGCCAGUGCCAACGAUUGCAGCAAUAGAUGGCCUUGCACUAGGUGGUGGUCUUGAAUUGGCUCUGGCCUGUGAUAUACGAGUAGCAGCUUCCUCUGCAAAAAUGGGCCUGGUUGAAACAAAGUUGGCAAUUAUUCCUGGUGGAGGGCAUUUACUGUACAUCUUUAAUUAUGACAGUCUGCCAUCAAGUGAUAAACCAUUUCAUAUGAUAUGGAAACCCUGUUUGCUGAAUGACCCCUGCAGACUUACCUUCAUGGCGGACCAGUGUGGUGAAGGGUGCUGGGGAAGGAGGCGUAUGAAGCCUGGUUGGCUCUAACUGAGUAUCGCGUCCUCUCUGUUGCUGCCACUCUACUCCUGCCUCACUGAGCACUUCUCACGGUCCUGCUGGCCUCUCUGCUUUUCUCUCCCAGCUGUCUACCUGGUGGUCUUGUCCAGGCCCCUUGCUUUGAAUGCCCUUUGUAUGACACUGUUCAUUAAGAAAGCUAAUCCACAUCCAUCCCACACUUUACCACUCCAUUUACGUGUGUCGAAGAUGUCUUAACCUAAUUUGAUCAGCAUACACCUCCUUUUUCUCUGUUUUUCCCAAUGUCAAUAAUGUGGGACGCUCUCACACUUGAACCAAAUAUUUUGGCUUUAGAUUUCGACUUUCCUUUCUCCCUGCAUUCUUUAACUAUUUCAAAAAUCACUUAUUCCAAGCCCCACAGCAUCAACCUCCCUAAACUGCCCAGUCUCAGCCCAAGCCACCAUACUGCACUUGAGUGACAUUAGCACCCUGCUAUUCAGCACUUUGCUUUGAUCUGCCCCCAUAAUGUGUUCUCUCUCAAGCUUACAAUGACUCUUUUUAAAAUGCAAAUUGAAUUAUGUCACUUACUGCCCAAAAUCCUUUAGUGCCUUUGUAUCACUCUGCUAAAGUGAAAUAUAAACUUUUGCCCAACAUAUCUAAGCUCACUUCCUACCACUUCCUCAUCCAUUCCUGUGAGCCUCUUAUAAAUGUUCCAUGUUCAGCCUCACCCUCAGGCCCUCACACCAGCUGAGGUUACACUGAUGUUCUUUAUGAUCUUUCUAUGGCUGCCUGGUUGUCAUUCGGAAUUAGCCUUUUUUUCCAAAGGCCUUCUUAGCUGAUCCAGUCUAAAUCAGCCAGCCAGUGUAUUAUCCCAGAACUUGGCCCUACAUGAAAUGGUAUCUGUAAUACUUCCCACAGUCUCCUGUUCUCUUGUUCAUGUGCUUGUUUCUUGCCCUUUUCCUUCCUUUGCUGCCUGUAGGAUGAUAAGUUCCAUAAGAUUAGUGAUGGUCUAUCUCAUUUACUACUGUGUAUUCAGCACCUAGGACAGUACCUGGCAGGUGUUAAGUUACUCAACCAGAAAGUUGUCAGUUGAACAAAUCACUUUUAUUUCCAAAAUAUAAAAUGGAUAAGCUCCUAUUCAACUUCAUCUAUUUGUAAGAUAAAGAGGAACUACUAACCAUGUUAUUGCAUCAUUCAUGGUUUUGGAGAGCAAGCAAUAGAAAUUCUUUGGCUAUCAUAAAUGAACAGAACAUUUAUUAUAAGGCUCCUGGAAUUGAUAGAUGAAUAGAGAAGUCAGCUUGGAGUUCCUAGUGGAACCCAGGAGCCUUGGAAGUAGAUAACGUGCACAUCACUGUGCCUGCAUUGUCUGAGAGUUGGGGAAAUCGCCACUCUGCAGAGUCACCCAUACAGACUGUCAGUGCUGGGAAAUAAUACCUACCUGGCCAGACCUGGCUUAGGUGCCUACCCAGCUGUGCCAGAGGAGUGUCUGACUCCCUUGGCUUCAUUUAGGGAAGUCUCUGCUAACUGAACUGUGCUCAUCGGAGGGAGAGGGGCCUGGAAUCUCCACAAGGAAGACCAAGAUUGGCCAUUCAGGUAACUCAUUUUAAAGUUUCUCUCAGAGCUUGUUGACGUCCUGCCACAAAGUGAACACACCUCCCUCCUUCAUCCUCUGGGCUAAUAUGACCUUAACUUCCUCAGACUCAAAUCUGCAUUAGAAAAUGACAGUUCCCCACCUUUAGUCAGGGACUGCUCCCAGGUGCUCCGAGCCUUCCUGUCCACAUCAGAGUAAACCCCAGGUCCUCAUGGGCCCACAAGACCCUUAAGAUUUUUCUUUGUACUUCAGCCAUACUAACUUCCCUGUGGCCCACAAGAUCUGUGCACCACAUGCGCCUCCUGGAGACACAUUACCUAGACCCAAGUGGGACACCCUUCUUCCUCCUGGUGUGGUUCCCAGGUUGCCUGCUCAGAGCCCUCCCUGGCUGCACAAACUGUGUGCACCCCACUCUAGUCACGCUCCUCUUAUUGUCUGGUGGCAACUGUGCACAGUUAGCUGUCUGGUGCUAACUGUGGGGUCCUCGAGGCGGUGUAGGGCUCCAGGGCAGGAGCUUCCUUCCCACAGCUGUAUAUGUUUCCCUGUAUCCAGAACAGGCUCCUCCACACUGAAGCUUCAGUGUGCAUGCUUGUUAAAUGAAGGAACAAAGGUGUUGUUUUCUUUGAAAUUAGUUCCAAAAGAGGAUUUCCAAAAUUGUUGUGAAUAACAGGCAUACAGUAUUUGAGGUAAUGAUGAUUGUGACCACUCAUUUGGCCAUAUAAAUUCUGCUUCUUUAUUUUGAAAGAAUCCUCUCCUACCUCGUGUCUUUUGGCAGUGGGUUGGGAGUGCUCUUAUGUCUUCAGCUGAUUUGGGGGGCCCUUAGACAUGCAGAGACUCAGGUCCUGCCCUAGACUGUGUGUUGACAGAGCCAAGGCAGGAGCCUUAGAUGCAUCUGGCAUUUUAGAGUGUCCACAAGUCAGAAGAAGGAGGAUUAGUUGCCAAGAUUCUUCUGUCCUUCACAAAAGUGAUGCUAGUUUGGAGCUCAGUCUCUGCUGCCAGUCAGGACAUGUGUGAGUUACAUACCACACUGAAGGCCUUUAGGAGAUGAUGAAGGGACUCUGAAAUAGUUGCUUUUUUGUGAGAGAAAAACAUGCUAUAAAUUCACUACUCUUAGAAAUAUUUGAGAUGGUUGUAAUUGUUUAUAUUUGUUUUUUUUUUUAAGAGAGAGAGAAUUUUUUUAAUAUUGCGCAUGCCAGGCGAGUGUGCUACCGCUUGAGCCACAUCCCCAGCCCUUAUAUUUGUUUUUAAUGUGGAAAAUGAUUGUGUAUAUUUAUGGGGUGCAGUAUGAUAUUAUUAUCUGUGUAUACAUUGUAGAAGGACUCAGCAAAGCUAAUUAACAAAUCCAUUACCUCACCAACUGUUUUCUUACUGUUUGAAAAUGUUAAAAAUCGGGUCUUUCGCAAAUUUUGAAGUAGACAAUUUAUUAUCCCUGUAGUCACCAUGAGGUGCUUGCUUUUUAGCAGAAACCACAUGAGCUCCUUGGAGCUCUCAGGUCAGGUUCAUGUUGCUCCUUGGGUUCAGGAGUACCAUGGAGUUGCCUGCAGGAAUGUCCUGGGAGCAUGUGACCUGGCAGAUGUCGUGAUUCCCGAGUAUGUGGUUGCAGCCAGGCAGCCUCAGAGCAGGGCUCUGUGUGAGUGUUGCUGGGAUGGACAGUGGAUGAAUUAGUGUGUCAAGGCUGCUGUCAGAUUGGGACGAUUUUAAUUCCAUUGGAGGCAGACUGACUUGUACUCCAUUGGUUAAUUUCCUCAGUCACCCACUGUAUUAAGAAAUGACACUUUAGGGAUCCUGAACUUAACGUGCCCAAGGCUGUAUAAUCUUGGGAAACAACAACGGCAUAAGAAAGUCAGGGGACAGAAAUAUGACACACUGUCUUCAUUUUUACCCUUAUUAGAAUUCAAUAUUCAUAAUUAAUAAUGGGUGAGUGGAAAUAAGUUUUCUCUGUAUUCUUC
Messenger RNA from Marmota monax (woodchuck), 4347 nucleotides. It is a transcript of the gene Auh, whose product is annotated as AU RNA binding methylglutaconyl-CoA hydratase. The record is from RefSeq and is a predicted model, not a curated record. Bases 46 to 840 code for a protein of 264 amino acids. The transcript has 8 exons. Gene Ontology annotation, molecular function: enoyl-CoA hydratase activity. Gene Ontology annotation, biological process: fatty acid beta-oxidation. Lineage: Eukaryota; Metazoa; Chordata; Mammalia; Rodentia; Sciuridae. Gene Ontology annotation, cellular component: mitochondrion.